This is a messenger RNA of Phycodurus eques (leafy seadragon), 4196 nucleotides long. RefSeq names its product DNA cross-link repair 1B (gene dclre1b). Gene Ontology annotation, molecular function: 5'-3' DNA exonuclease activity; damaged DNA binding. The transcript is spliced from 5 exons. Lineage: Eukaryota; Metazoa; Chordata; Actinopteri; Syngnathiformes; Syngnathidae. The record is from RefSeq and is a predicted model, not a curated record. Gene Ontology annotation, biological process: interstrand cross-link repair; double-strand break repair via nonhomologous end joining; protection from non-homologous end joining at telomere. The coding region runs from base 826 to 2475 and encodes 549 amino acids.
CGACGACGCAAAAAAAAGUCGAAGUCGUGAGCGCAUUCCGUGCAUGUGAACGCAUACGCUUUAGCAUCCACAAAACAGCCUUCAUACUGCACUUGCUGAGGAGGACAACGGCAACGACAGUAACAGGGGUGCGGCCAUCCCAUAUUUGGAAGGUGACGCAACAACCUCGGAGGAAGUCGGGAGGCUUUCCCCGCUCAGUGGGACUCACGCUGACGCCCCCUCAGUACACACACAAUGAAUCGGAGAGUCGAGGGCGUUAGACGCCUUGCCAAGUGCAGUGUGAAAGAGACCACGACUUAAUUUCAGUAUCCAUGCGUUACAUUCUAUGGGAACGACGACCUCCCCAACAUGGCCGCCACGUAAGGCACGUCGGUUAGCCGGGCUGCUACAGCGUAGUGGCAUAGCUAUUGUUCGUAUCUAUUAACGUUCCUAUCUGUCAAGAACAUGCGUGUAAAUCAAAAUCAUAGAGAUAUAUAACCAUGUUAUAGAAGAUAUCAAUUUUCCUAAUAACGCCGUGCUGGCGCACCUCGACUUUGUAUCUAUGGGAAUUCCUAAUGACGCGCCUGUUAAGCGCAAUAAUGACGACUUUAAGGAGCGACAGUUGUGGUUGGCAGGGGCGUGUCGCGUAAGUGACGCUUAAGUUGGCGCGGGGAGCCGUGGCGAGCUGUCACAAAUCAAACUCCUUUAACGGACCAUUUUCUGAACGCUCAAACGUGGCGCUGCAACCAAAAGCCUCAAACGAGCCACUAGAUGGCAAAUGACAAGUAAACGAUCAAUCCCAGACUGCGUUUAUCGAUUGGAGCGUGUCCUGCGUCGCCUGAGACGAUGUCCAAUGGCAAGAUCAUCGCCCGCACUCCUCUGGCCGUUGACUUCUGGCAUGUUCGCAGAAGUCCAGAGAGCAGACUCUUCUUCCUGUCGCACAUGCACAGCGACCACACGGUGGGCCUGACGUCCACAUGGGCGAACCGACCCAUCUACUGCUCCCCGGUCACCGCCUCGCUGCUCCACGUCAGGCUGCAGGUGAAGGAGAAGUGGAUCCACCCUUUGGAGCUGGGCGAGUCAUACCUCCUCCCUCUGGACGAUAUUGGCAAGGAAAACAUGACGGUCACACUGAUUGACGCCAACCACUGCCCAGGCGCCGUCAUGUUCCUCUUUGAGGGCUACUUUGGCACCAUACUAUAUACUGGCGACUUCAGAUAUUCCCCGUCAAUGCUGCGCGAGCUGUGCCUGGCGACCAGUGCCACCAUCGAUGUCCUGUACUUGGACAACACCAACUGUGACCCCAACCGCAGUAUCCCCUCAAGAAAGCAAGCUACUCAGCAGAUCAAGGAAAUCCUCCGGAGCCACCCGGACCAUAACGCUGUCUUAGGUCUGUAUGCCCUGGGCAAGGAGUCUCUAUUGGUGGAGCUAGCUAUGGAGUUUCAAACCUGGAUCGAGGUGAGCUUUGACAGAAUGGAGACCCUCCGAUUGCUCGGGCUGCCCGACGUCUUCACCACCGAGCCGGGCGCCGGUCGUAUCCGUGUUGUGGAACAAAGAGAGAUCACCUUCGCCGCCCUGUGCCAGUGGAAUAGUGAACAACCCACGUUGGCCAUUUAUCCUACCAGCAGGCCCAUCCCCCUCUUCCACCCCAAAGUCUAUGUGGUGCCCUACUCAGACCACUCAUCUUAUCAAGAGCUGGGGGACUUUGUGUCUGGACUCAAACCUUCCUCCCUGGUGCCGAUUGUUGGUAACGGUAUCCCGGGAAGCCUCUCCACCUUAUCACCGAGCAAAAGGCACGAAUUCCUGUUGCCAGAGUCGGUGCAACAGUACAUGAGGAGGCUGCCGGAAAACUGGCACAAAUCAUCUACCAACCUUCAGCGCCAACAUUUCCGACCGUUUGUGCCUAAAGGAGUGGUGUUUGACUCUCCUGGGAGUUCAAGCAAGAAGCCCAGGGAGUGUCUGGGUCAGGGUUCUUCUUCUGAGGAGGAGGAAGAGGAAGAGGAAGAGGAGAUGGACACAGAGAGUGUUGAUUGCAUUCUCGUCGAAUCCAGUAAGAAGGUCACCCCCUACAAAAGCCGCAGAGACUCCCUGGACACGUGGAGGGUCAACUUCGUGCACACUGUCCCGGAGGAGAUGUUGACGGCGCAGUCGGUGCCGUUCAGUCAACUCAGCCAGAGCAACUUCGGCCCCGUGGAGAUCCUGCGGAACGCAGACGUUUGCCUAAGGCCGUGGCGGUGUACCAUCGAAGAGGCGGAGGAGGACAACGACGACUUGAGCGUUUCUGACAGUGACUCUUUACUCCUCUAUAGUUUCCACGAUUCUGACAAUUUGUCGGGUUCGUUGCAGUGUUCUGAGGCUCACAUAGAACAGCUUGAAAACAACAUCUUGAAGCGUCUGGUUUUCUCAGCGGAGGACUUGAAGCCGUGCUGCCUCCUGAAGGAGAGGGCUGCGCAAAUGGUUGCUCUCUGUCCUGUACGCAAGCCAAACAUGGCCUAAACGUAUCAUAGCUGUUAACCCUAGUGCACUUUUUCCCCAACCUUUACUGAGCCAAGGUACACGUUUUACAUCGUAAAAAUCCCACAUGGCACACCAACAAACAAACAUGUCACAAAAGGUAUCUAUGAAAGAAAAACUCACAAUGAUCACUAAAAUAAAGUAAUAAUAAAUAAAAAUGAUGCAAAUGAAAAUCAGACAUAGUUUUCUUUCUGACGUGGACAAAAAGGAUGGUACCCUUAACUUAUUCACUUGUACAACCUUUUUAGGGAUUGAUUGCAAUCAAAUUAUUUCUGUAAUUCUCAUAGACUUUUAGCAUGUUUCGGCAGGUAUUUUAUUCUUAUUUUGCCCACUAUUCCUGAGCAAAGUGCUCCAACCUUCUCAGGUUUGAAAGGUGCCUUCUCCAAACAGAAUGUUUGCGCUUCUUUCACAGAUAUCCAAUAGUAUUUAUUUACAUACCAUAACUUGAGAAUAGUCGGAUGUUUUGCUCUUACCUAUUCUUAUUUCUUUAUUUUUAUGUGCGUGCAUGUGUUUCUUCAUCCUGUUGGAAGGCAUGAUCUUCAACUGUGACCAAACUCUCUGACAAUGGGCAGCACGGUUUGCUUCAGAAUGCCUUGAUAGUCUUGAGAUUUGUUUGCACCCAGCACAGGUUGAAGACACUCUUUUGUCGGAUUUAACAAAGCAGCCCUAGAACAUAUAUGAGUUCAUAGAUCUGCUUGAUUAUGUGUGAGACCAUUAGAUCAAAAACAAUCUAAUAUUGUACACAUUUCAUUACACUCACACAACCUUUUCAUAACCAGUCCUCCAAAAAAAAUCAAACUUUGAUGCCAUGUUUGAUGGCGUACGUUUAAAAAAAAAAAAAAAAAAAAAAACCCUGAAAAACGGCCUCUUUGGAGUCUUGUUUUUGUUAAGACCUUUCCUUUUCCAUCUGGGCGAGAUAAUCUAGAAGUACUUGAAGGAUAUGUCGUGCAAAUCCUGAAAAUGCUGAAGAAAGGUGCCUGGAUGCUGAUGAAGUAUACAGAUUAUGUAAAGCCGCUCGAGAGUUUACGCAAGAGACUAAAUGUAAUUUUGAAAAACGUCCAACUUUUUAAAAAAAAGUGCUAAACAGUAUAUAUAAACAAACAUGCAUCAAGAGUACAGUGGUACAAAACAGUGGCAAUGUGAACAUGAAAAUUGGCCUAAAAAAAUGUAAGACUAACAUUACUCUCCAUAGGAGGAAAAAAAAAAAACAACAACCUGUAAACACCAAAAAUAAAAUACAGAAACUUGUGAGGGGAUGAAACUGAAAAAUAAAGAAAAGACAGCAAGGUAGAGACUCGCGUUGUCAAUACUCGCUAUCACGUGAUGACAUCGUUUAGGAAAAGUGGAAUCGAAUUCGUUUGAACCAGGGCUAUACUUUCCUAUGUUCCAAAGGAAGCACCUUUUAUCUCUCCUUGAUCCCAAGACGUGGACCACAAAGGUUAAGGAAAGUGGGCAUAAACGUUAGCAGAUUUGACUUUCCCAUGAUGGGCCAAAUCUUCGUAGUUUAGCCAGUCUGUCUAGUAAUCCUACUUCCGAUUGGGGCUCAUUUGGGUCAAUUCCCUGCUUCGAGUUCGUCAAAGUACAAGCCAAGAAAUGUACCCCAAAAUGGCCGAUUCAAACAAAUUGGCUGCUUUCCUGUUCAAUUCCAGGAGUGGCUCCUUGAAAUAUUUGGGUGCGUCCUGUCAUGAUAGAUGUGCUCAACU